AUGCUGCUAUACAGUACAGUAUUACCUGUAUUAAAUUGGAGACAGUCUGCACUUGAUUAUAGCGAAAUAGGCAAGAGAAUGGAUAUCUCGUCUCUCAAGCAAGAGGCAUUGGAGGCCCUUUUUACAAUCCUAGACUCGAUUCGACCGAGUAGUAAGAUCCUUAUUCUGGAUAGGAGCCUGACGACAAUAGUGAAUGUGGUGCUGCCGAAUUCAAGCUCGCUUAAGGAUCACGGCGUGGAGAGGAUAUAUUGGCUUCAAGGGGGUGAGAACAAGAUUGACCCUGCCGACAGACGAAGGAAGAGUGUUGUUUAUUUGACAAGCACAGCAAUUGAGCAAUCUUUUCUUGUGGCUCAGCAUGUAGAGUCAAUUCUCGGCACAGCUGUCAGUGCCGAAGAUGGUCAACUUGUAGAGGGAUCAGGGCCUGCUGCUUCAGCAACAUUGAGCCCAAGUAGAGAAGCAAAGGGUGUUCAUAAACCGAGUACGACAUCUCUUCAUAUUAUAUGCGUGCCAGAUAAAACCCUAGCUUUUUCACUUGUCCUUGAAGAGGCUAGAGUGCUAGGUGAUGUUAACAUCCACAGCUGGCCCGUGCAUUUUCUGCCAAUAGAUGAGGAUAUUUUGUCAUUAAACCUACAAAGUGCUGGGUUUGAAGAAACCUAUCUUGAUGGAAUCCCAUCAGCUAUCCACCGGUCAGCUCAGGCCAUUCAAAGUCUACAAGAACGGUAUGGACUUAUUGGCAGAAUAACUGGCAAAGGCGAUGCAGCCAGGAUUCUCGCUGAUAUUCUGCUUGACAAGCGACUGGACAAAAGAACAGAGCUAGCUCAAGAUGCUGCUACUAUCAAUCGAAAUAAUGGCACCAGUGGUAAUUUUUUGGGUAGCAUAAAGGUUGGCAGCGGUACAGUUGGCUCGGGCAACAGUAAUGGCCAUAAUGGCAAUGGGACUAAUGGUACAGAUUUCUCCAAUUCACAAUUUACUGCAGACGGUAUAGCAGGUACUGUUUUCUCUCAUAAAUUCUCCAACAUUUUUGUUGGUACGCAUAUAGACCAUCUAGUCAUCAUUGAUCGUAAGACUGAUUUGGUGACACCUCUUCUAACCCAGCUGACAUACCAUGGAUUAGUGGAUGAGUUUUACAAGCUAUCCGAGACGGGCCAAGUAGAUUUACCCACAAAUAUUGUCCAGGGCCCCUCUCAAAAGCAAGAUCAGCACAGCCAAGAUGAAGGCAGCAACCAGGCAUCCUCUUCAUUGCCCGCUGCCCAUCUAAGUGCGACUGGGACCAAACGAGCAUCACUAUAUUCGGAGCAUGAUACAUUAUUCAAUACAAUUAAAGACAUCAAUUUUGCAUUAGUAGGCAAUUCCCUUAAUAAGGUAGCCCGCCAACUCCAGGCUGAUUAUGAGACUCGACAUGAUGCAAAUACUGUAUCUGAAAUCAAACAGUUUGUUUCUAAAGUAGGAGGCCUACAACAUCUUCACCAGUCUCUUCGCUUUCACACGGCACUGGCCGAGAACUUGAUGAGUAAAGUUCAAGAUGAAGAGUUUAAUAAGUGGCUUGAAGUACAACAGAAUAUUGUAGCGGAGUCGCUGGACACUAACACACUUCUUCUAAUGAUUGAAGAUUUGAUCAAUCGCAGUUCAUCAUUGUCAAUGGUGCUGCGAUUAUUAUCAUUAGAGUGCCUUUGCAAAGGUGGAAUUAAAGAAAAGCAGCUGAUAGCCCUUAAGCACCAGAUAGUGCAGACUUAUGGCUACAAACAUAUUUUAACAUUGUCCAAACUUGAAAAGCUAGGCCUGGUAUUUGCACGCUCUCCCUCAAUACCAAACAACUUUCCGACCCUUCGCAAAUCUCUUAACCUCAUAGUAGACCAAGUCGAUGACAGUCCAAAUGAUGUUUCAACAGCAUAUUCCGGCUAUGCUCCACUAAGUGUACGACUAGUGCAAUGCGUCAUUGACAAACGGGCCGUUAUUAAACCACGGCGUCUGCUUCCAAACGUCACCACCGCAACUAAUUAUGCUAAUGCCUAUGCCUCGACUCUGUCUACAGGAUGGAAGGGAGCUGAAGACAUUAUCAGCCACGUUCCAGGAAACCUAGUCGAAGAUGUUCAACGUAGUGAAUCGCAACUCCGGGAGGCGAAAGUUCGCAAGAUCUUGACUCGAAAUACUCCUGGUCAUGACAAACCCACUACACUUGUGUUUUAUCUUGGAGGUAUCACAUAUGGCGAAAUAGCCGACCUUCGGCUCGUCGCUGCUAAAGACACUGUUAAUACCAACAUUAUCAUAGCCACUACAGGAAUAAUCUCGGGCUCUAAAAUUAUAGAUGUAGCUCAAUUCUAA
Messenger RNA from Sugiyamaella lignohabitans, 2322 nucleotides. RefSeq names its product tethering complex ATP-binding subunit VPS33 (gene VPS33). Lineage: Eukaryota; Fungi; Ascomycota; Dipodascomycetes; Dipodascales; Trichomonascaceae. The record is from RefSeq and is a predicted model, not a curated record. Gene Ontology annotation, cellular component: fungal-type vacuole; CORVET complex. The transcript has a single exon. Bases 1 to 2322 code for a protein of 773 amino acids. Gene Ontology annotation, biological process: vesicle-mediated transport; intracellular protein transport.